Molecule: messenger RNA, 2776 nt
Organism: Rhinichthys klamathensis goyatoka
Lineage: Eukaryota; Metazoa; Chordata; Actinopteri; Cypriniformes; Leuciscidae
Gene: kel
Product: Kell metallo-endopeptidase (Kell blood group)
Exons: 18
Coding region: 41-2326 (761 amino acids)
Biological process (GO): protein processing
Cellular component (GO): plasma membrane
Molecular function (GO): metalloendopeptidase activity
Source: RefSeq, a predicted model, not a curated record
AGGAAGAAUCCUGAUCAAACGACCACACAAGAAGAACAAGAUGGACGAGAACCCAGCUGUUCAUCAGGAAAUGGUCACGACACCAGAGGAACAGCCUCGUUCUGAUGAUUCAAAUCCAGUGGACUGCAACAAGUACCGCAGGUGCUUAGUUGUUCUCUUUGCCUUCUCUCUCUUCGCAACUACAUUAGGUUUGGGCAUCUAUUCCCACCUGCAAAAGGGAUCACAAUUGAAAUCAGCUGCUCCUCCUUGCCUUUCUCCCGCCUGUCUAAAAGCAUCAGAGCAUUUUUCUGUUGCCAUGGAUCCUUUUUCUCACCCCUGUGACUACUUCCUAUUUGCCUGUGGAGCAGGUGGAUCUUCCACCAACAAGAAGAGAAAGAGAGUCAAGGGGUCCUCCAAUGAAGACAAUGGAGAACUGGACAAAAAAAGACAAGUGAGGACAGGAGGACUAGUGAGGAUGAGAAGAGAGGCAGAUGUUCAAGGUGAUGGACGGCUAAAUACAUUUCCAGACAGACAGACUGCUUUACUGAAAGCCAUUAAAGAAAUACUAGAGUCUCCUGAGGAGGGUGUUUCUAUGAGUGCUGCAGAACAGAAACCAAAGAAGUUCUUCAAGACCUGCAUGGAUGCAGAAUCUCCAGAGAAAGUGGGUUCAGGACCCUUCCUCACACUACUCCAGCAGUUAGGUGGUUGGGCAGUAUCAGGUGAAUGGAAUCAGAAAGAUUUUAACACCACCCUCACCCUGCUGAUGAGCCAGUACUCCACAUUUCCUUUCUUCAGUGUAUAUGUAGGGCCAGACUCUGGUGAAGAGCAAAUUACUUCCAAUCAACACUACAUACAGAUUGAUGAGCCUCAUUUUCAGUUCCCUAUUGACUGGAACAGCAAGACACAUAAAUCCAAAGCUAGUACCCGGUAUUUGCGUCCAUUCUAUUUGUCCUGUGGUCAGUAUUUGGCUCUCUUGGGUGUUCCCUCCAAUAAAACCACUCAGCACUGUGGUCUUUACAUAUCUCUGUCCACAACUCUCGCUGUGGCCACGUCCCCUCUUCACUACCGCCUCAGUCAGAAGUUACUCUACCACAGAACUACCAUCCAAGCGCUACAGACUGUGGCUCCAGCCAUUGAUUGGCUUGCUUGCCUACAAGCCAUAUUUCAGCCCCUUCCUAUCAGCCAAUCAGAUAUUGUUUUAGUCCACAAUCUCCCGUACAUUAUCCACAUGUCCCAGACAAUCAGCCAAUGGCGAGUCAAGCAAGAGAUAAUGGGCGCCAUCCCUCUUCACACAUACAUGAUCUUUAGUCUUUUGCAAACACUCAUACCUGCGCUGGACUCGAGGUUCUUCCAAACCAUGAGAAACUAUUCCAUUGCGACUGGAGACACUCAUGAGGAGAUGCCACGCUGGUGGCGAUGUGUUCAGCAGACAGAGCGAGGAUUUGACGCCUUACUCAGUCAUGCAAUUAGAGAACGACAUGCACAGAAAGAGGCUGAAGAGUUGAUCCAUGAUGUUUAUUCAUCCCUCAAGAAGAAACUAACAGAUCUGAGCUGGAGGGACAACAAAUCAUCAGACUUUAUUUUGAAUAAGAUAAAAUCUCUUAAUCCAAGACUCUCCACUAAAACAAAUAACCUCAAUCAUACAGAACUCAACCAUCUCUAUGCAGAGGUGGUUUUGAAAGAGGAGGAUUUUUUCUCCAACUAUCUGCAGAUGCUGGCACUGGAGCGGAAGAGCAGGUGCAGACUGCUCUCACACGGCACACCGGCUGAAGGUUUGUCUAUCACUCCAUCCAUCUCUGGUAAUGACAUCAUCAUCCCUGUUGGAAUGUUUGUUUUGCCUUUCUUCCAUCCCUCAUAUCCCAGGGCACUGAAUUAUGGGACACUGGGAUCUCUGAUGGCUAAAGAUCUUCUCCACCUUCUGCUUCCUGAUAUCCACACACAGGCCAACAAUCCAGAGUCAGAGAGUAUGUGCGUGUUGUCUCAUUAUCUGAAUGUGACCAAAGAUCCGGGACAGGCUGGCAAAUUCUCCCUUCCCCCCUCCAAACAGCAGGAGGUUUGGGUGCAGUACUCUGCUCUACAGGUGGCACUGGAUGCUUAUGAGAUGAGUUUCACAAGACAUCCAACGGACUCAUCUCUAUCAGGCCUCUCUGACAUACCCCUGUUCCUCUCAUCCUUUACUAAGGUAACGUGUGACGCUGACCCCUACCGUGAGUUCAUGCCCUUUGAACCUUCAUUUCUGGUGACAGUCCUGUGUUCGGACUCAGGGCUCUGCCCCAAACUGCUGACCUGCCUGAAUAAAUCUCAGAGUUCUCCUCAUGAGAUAUGCCAGAGUCGAACGCUGCACUGAAUCUGGGAGGACCUGUUGGAGCUGGUUUGGGACUAUUGAACCAUUGGAGCUGCUCAAUGUUUAGUGAAAAUAGGAGAAAGUCAUUCCAGAGAUCACUUUUUAUAUUCACUGGAUGGGUUUAAAAAUGUCACAUAUAGUACAUCUAGGCAAUAUUAUUACAUUUGAUAAGUGAUGUACAGUAUGAUGAACAGUUAAAAGCUGCUUGGUGGAUAUGAUCUCUCAUAACACUUUGAAAAUGUACCGUGCUUUUACAGAAUUUGAGGGGAAUUCAUGCAAAAUAAUAUAUUAUGGGAGGAAGGAAAUCUCAUGCAUUUUUACAACACAUAUGGCAGUAUUUCCUAGUUUGUUUAUAAAGUUACACUGGUUUAAUAUGUGGUAACUAUGGUCUUACUGUAAACAGUUAAACUGGUUACUACAAGAACUAUGUUAAGUUUUAGCAAGGAAGGAGCG